This is a messenger RNA of Stomoxys calcitrans (stable fly), 3556 nucleotides long. RefSeq lists its product as uncharacterized. The record is from RefSeq and is a predicted model, not a curated record. NCBI's taxonomy places the organism in Eukaryota, Metazoa, Arthropoda, Insecta, Diptera, Muscidae. Gene Ontology annotation, cellular component: nucleus. Gene Ontology annotation, molecular function: mRNA binding. Gene Ontology annotation, biological process: regulation of alternative mRNA splicing, via spliceosome. The transcript is spliced from 8 exons. The coding region runs from base 996 to 2324 and encodes 442 amino acids.
CAUGUGGCGGUGGCUAUAAUAAGGAUUAUACGGUGGCGAAUUACAACAAGCAAAUCUCUCUCAAAAAAAAUCUAACAAUUGGUGUAUGAGUGUGUGUGUGCCAAAAUGUGUGUUUUACUAUAGUAGCCAAACCAAAAAAAGAAAAAACGACAACAAAAAAAAUUUUAUUACUUUGCUAAUGUUAGACAUACCUGUAAUGGUAUAGCAAAAGCAGAAAAAUCUAACAACAACAACAACAAAAAAUACAAAUACUAAAAGCUUGAGAUAUGGAUAAAACUUUAUGUACUACCUACCAAGUGUGUAUGGGCAUUACAUCUCUAAAACUAUGGGAAUGAGGCUAGAAUAAGCAAAAACCAAUUCAAACAAAAACAACAUCAGCAUCAGCAUCUCGACAUCAACAACCGCAACAAAAACAAAAGUUCUGCUUUCGGUUACAAAUUGAAAAAGGACGUGUUGGAUUUUCAAGAAUAUAAUAACACCAAACAGCAAUUGAAACAAAACAAAAACAAACAAAGAUAUUCGUUGAAGGCAAAAAAGGCCUUAAGGCAUAAAUCUUCCAAAAACCAAAUCCUCUUAAAAUUUUAAAAAUAAGAAUGGAAAAAUCUCUCUUAUUUCUCAACCGGCAAUAUGUUUGUGAUAAAAUGCCAAAGUAAAUUAGUGGGGCAACUCUGCCACGGUGCUAUAAAAGUGUAAUGGAAACUUUAUUUAGAGGCCAAAUUAACUAAAAUACAAAAGUGUAGGAAAUAAACCAAACAAAACAAAAGCCAGCAAAAAUUUGCUAAUAAUCGCAAAACAAUAACAAAGCCAUAAAGGAAAUAUAAAAAUUAACAUAACAAGAGAAUAACAACUACCCACAACAACAACAACAACAACAGAAACAGAAAUAAUCUCCCCUAAAUUCUGCUGAGCCAGCAACAGCAGCAGCAGCAUCACUACCACUACCACUAUCAACAACAGAAACAAUAGAAAAUAACCAUCAGUUUGACACAAACAGCAUGGAUGUUCUAGCAAAGGCAAAUCAAAUGGACCCAUCGAAAACUUUAGAAAAAACCAAAAUGUUGGACAUAACCAGAGAUAGACCCGUUAAAGUGGCUGUAAAGGUAGCAGUGCCUGUUAGAGAUCAUCCAAAGUUCAAUUUCGUUGGCAAAUUGCUGGGACCCAAAGGUAACUCCAUGAAACGCCUGCAAGAGGAAACCAUGUGCAAAAUGGCCGUACUUGGCCGUGGCUCUAUGCGGGAUCGCAAAAAGGAAGAGGAACUACGUGGCAGUGGUGAUAGUCGUUAUGCCCACCUUUUUGAGGAUUUACAUGUGGAAAUUUCAACAUUUGCUGCCCCAGCGGAGGCACAUGCCCGCAUCGCAUAUGCAUUGGCGGAAGUGCGAAGAUUUCUGGUGCCGGACUAUCACGAUGACAUACGACAAGAACAAAUGUGGGAAAUGCAGGCGUUAACCACCUCCUCCAAUGUGAAUGGCAACAGCAGUAGCAGCAACAGCAUUAAUGCCGUUGGCGCCAGCAGCAACAGCAAUUGCAGCAUUUCGAACAACGACCAUGAACAAGCCAUCAGUCCAAAUCAUCAUCUGAUUGAGGGUGGCAUUACAGACAUGGAUACAUCGAAUGAUGACAAAUCGGAUGAGUCAACAGGUAUGGAUUGCCUAACGAAUGAGAAAUUGGAUGGCACGGCAGCGCAGCUUAGAAUAAGAGCGCCCAACAACAUGGGAGUGGUGACGACCAAUAUAGCGGCAGAUCCUUUGAAAUUAACACCAAAUGCAACGCCAAUACAUCAUCCCUGUGCCAUGACUGUUACUCUGCAACACCAAUUAUCUGCAGUGGCUGCUGCGGCGGCCGGUAUGGGUGGCAUUUUGAAACCCUCACCUGCUGCAGUCACCGGUUUGGCGCCCAACCAACCACCCACAGGUUUGGCUUUACCCACCAGUGAAGCGGAUACUACCGCAGCCUCGGCUCUGACUUUUUUAGAAACUUCGGGAACACUGUUACAUCCUGCCUUGAGAAAUGUUAAGGCCAUUAAUAUUGCUGGAAACCUAACACGCAAACGUCCCCUAUUGGGUGUGCCACGCUCCAGCAUGAAUCCGACCAAGCGCACGGUUAUGACACUACUAGCUAGAACCAAAAAUGCUCAAGCCCUGCAUACGGUACGAAAUCCUGUGACGACGCCAACGCCCACACAUUUUGCCGAUUAUCGCGUUUUUAGCCCCUUACAAAUGUUGGCCUCACCCUUUAUAAUACCCCACCAUCAUCAGGCCAUGGAACAUCAUCACCAUCAGACCAUGUUGCCAUUGUCAAAAGAGAGUCUGAGUCAAGGUGUUUAAAUUGUGUAGAACAUGGUCCGCCUUCGAAAAUCAAGGAAAAUGAUGACAAAGCUACAACAAUACCAAAAACACAUGGGAGAUUAGCAAAAGUAACAACAAAAGUAAGGCAACUAUAACUGCGAUCCUAAUGAAAACAACAACAACAACAAAAACACAAACAAGAAAAAUACCCCGCCUCCUUAAACUACAAAGUAGAUAUACAAACAAACCCACACACUUCUUACAUCACACACAUUUGUUUAUUCACAUCAAGAUUUUAAGUUACAACAGUAAGCCUACACUCAUACAUACAUACACAUAAAUGGAUGUGAAGGCGUGUGUAUGCAUAUGGCAAGUGCAAAUAACAGCAACAGGAAAUUGCAUGCAUACAUGCCAACCUACAAGAAUACAAAGAAUGGACUCUAUACAGUCGGCAAAACAAGCAAGCAAUAUGUGUUAAAAGCAACAACACCAAACACACAUACAUACAAAGAAAAACUCAAAUUAAAUACUCAUGCAUGUUAACAUUCAUACGUACAUACCAACAACAACAUAUGUAAAUUUAUUAUAUGAUCCUUUAAGUUAACGCCAACUAAAACACAUUUCCACACACACACACACACACAAGAAAAACAAACAAAAUAUGUAACAACACAACAAAUAAAAAAGUAUUUAUAUAUUUACAAAAGCAAACGAAACAAGUGAAAUUUAUGAAAUUGAUUUACUUUAUGAGACGGAAGAUGUAUAAGAGCAACAAAAAACAACAAGAACAACAAAAAAUGGAUUAAAAAUAAUACCAAAUUUAGGGACUAAACGUAAUUUUAAGCUAAGCAUAUUUCACAAAACGAAACCAAACAAACAAACACACUGAAAAACUAAACACAAGCAACAAUAAAAGAAAAUAAGUGACUAUUAAAAAACUCCCAACUCUGUAAAUGCUCUCUUUUUCACCUCAGCCACCCACCAUGUGUGGCAGUCAUUGACAAAUUCGGUGUUGCCACUGUGUUGUGCGACCUGUUAAAUAGCCUAUUACAAUAGAUAGAGAGAGAGGUGAAUUUUAAGUUAGGCUAUGUUUAUAUUCAGAAUGAUCAAUCAAAAAUCUUUCAAAUUACACGAAGAUUACACUGUGUAAGCACAGUAUGCAACUCUGGUGAAAUUUUCGUUGUCAUAAGAAAUGCAAUGACAUAUCCCAAAGAAAAUUUUCGCAACCAGUAUCAUUGCCGAAAGUUUCGCUUAUUGGUACGCAGCUCAAA